Bombina bombina (fire-bellied toad) is the source of this 1032-nucleotide messenger RNA. RefSeq names its product GATA zinc finger domain-containing protein 14-like. The transcript has 2 exons. Bases 1 to 1032 code for a protein of 343 amino acids. The record is from RefSeq and is a predicted model, not a curated record. NCBI's taxonomy places the organism in Eukaryota, Metazoa, Chordata, Amphibia, Anura, Bombinatoridae.
AUGAUGUCUCCAGACAUACCAUUUACAAAUGAGAGUCCAUGUACAUUCAUGGGUGCCCUGGAAGACAAAGAUUUAUUAGACAGUUGGUAUAAAGCCUUGGAUGAUUGUUCUUUUAGUUUAAUCAAAAUUUUGAUCGAACAUAGACAAAAAUUAACUGACGAAUGCAGUCAGAAUAUUGAAAAGAUACAAAAAGAUCUAUUAUCACAUGUUAAUAACCCUGAAUAUAAAAAAAUUCUUAAAGAAAUUACUGACCGCACUGAUAAAUAUCAAGAUGACAUCGUCCAGAGUAAAAGCAAAAAAUUACAGAGGGACCAAAUAGAUUAUAAUAAUAACCAAGUUUAUACUUUCAAUAGAGUUGAAAAAGAAAAACUCACACUUUCUAAUAAUCCAAAUGAAGAAAACAAGGGACAAAGAAACUCCUAUACAUCACACAAAACAGAGGGUGAAAAUUGGACGACUGUUCAGAAUAAAAACUAUACAAGAGAACAAAACAGAACCUACAGGAAUACACAUAACAAUUACAAUGCUAAUUAUAGACCGCACUACAAUGAGAAUUACAGAUUCAAUUCCCCAAACCCCCGUAAUAACUAUGGACCUAGAACUCAUUACUCCAACACAAAUAGACAUUCCCAACAAUAUCCACAAGGGACAUAUCAGAGUCAAUUUCGUGAUAACCAUUCUAACACAUAUCAACAACAUUUUUCACCCCAGCAUGGCUUCAGGCCUCAUUCCAAUCAUCCUACUUCUCACAAUCAGGUUACAACAAAUUAUCAUACACAACAACCUAAUAGAACACUUCUGGAGAGACCCCAUGGGCAUAUACUCAAACCAAACAGUCCAUUAGAACACACAAAUAGAUUCAAUAUUUUAGCAUCUUUGCCAGAUGAAGAAAACACACCAGGCACCUCAUAUGAACAUUCCUCUUCUUUUUUAGAGAAUGGCCAAAAUCACAACAGACAUCCCUUUCCAAACAGCAACCUAAGUGUAGAAAAACAACGAAAAGACCGUACACUUCAGACCAAGAGGGUCUAG